Messenger RNA from Dipodomys ordii (Ord's kangaroo rat), 808 nucleotides. It is a transcript of the gene Oip5, whose product is annotated as Opa interacting protein 5. Gene Ontology annotation, biological process: chromosome segregation; CENP-A containing chromatin assembly. The record is from RefSeq and is a predicted model, not a curated record. Gene Ontology annotation, cellular component: chromosome, centromeric region; nucleus; chromatin. The transcript has a single exon. Lineage: Eukaryota; Metazoa; Chordata; Mammalia; Rodentia; Heteromyidae. Bases 4 to 606 code for a protein of 200 amino acids.
UGCAUGGAGUGGGACACGCAGGUGGUGGUGGGGUCCUCGUCGCUCGGCCCCGCGGGGGUGGGAGCGGCGGAAGCCCCCGCCGGGCCGUGGCUGCCAUGGUGGCUGCGCCCGGAGCGCUGCGCCUUGUUCCAGUGCGCGCGGUGCUUCGCGGUGCUCGCUGACUGGCUGCACCUGGCUUGGGACGUGUCGCGGGCGCUCGGGGCCGUGGCCUUCUCCAGAAUCAAAAACAACGUCGUUUUGGAAGCGCCCUUUCUGGUUGGCAUUGAAGGUUCGCUCAAAUGCAGCACUUACAACCUUCUAUUCUGUAGUUCCUGUGGAAUUCCCAUUGGCUUCCAUUUGUAUUCCACCCACGCUGCUUUGGCUGCUUUAAGAGGUCACUUCUGCCUUUCUAGUGAUAAAAUGGUUUGCUAUCGGUUAAAAACAAAAGCUGUAGUAAAUGCAUCUGAGAUUGAUAUUCAGAAUGUACCUCUACCAGAAAAGAUUGCAGAGCUCAAAGAGAAAAUAAUGCUAAUACAUGCUCGCUUAGAUUCACUCAUCAAGAUUCUGAAGGAAAAGACUUCUCACAAGUCCAAGCCAGAAAACUUAUCUUUGGUUCUUCAGAUGUGACUAUCAGAUUCGAGAUGUUGACUCUUCAGCAACAAGUGCUGUUUGGUAAUUUGUGAAAGAACCUGGCUUCAUGAAUGGGGUUUGCAGCCAGGCGCCAUAGUUACUCAGGGCACUCAUAUCUGAUAGCUGUUUGCAGCCAGCCUAGAUAGGAAAGACCAUGAGACUUUUAAUUCCAAUUAACCAGUAGGAAACCGGAAGUGCU